Messenger RNA from Prorocentrum cordatum, 1023 nucleotides. The record is from the annotation of a GenBank genome assembly. NCBI's taxonomy places the organism in Eukaryota, Dinophyceae, Prorocentrales, Prorocentraceae.
AUGGCGCCCAAAGCGCCCGCGCUCAGGAGGCCCGCUGCGGCGCCCCCGAUCACCCCGACGAAGAAGACGGUGAGGAUCACGAAGACGCCCGUCGAGCUCGGGAAGCCCGCCGCCGUCGACGCUGGCUCACCGCGUCCGACCGACGUGGAGGUCGACGGGCAGAUCGUGCAGAUCACGCCGUCGGACCACAAGGCUUUCCUUCAAGAGAAGAGCAGUGAGGACCCCGCUAUCCUCGAGGAUGCCCGUGCCAAGGCCGACCUCGGCUAUGGCAAGGGGAAGCAGCUGCAGCUCAACAAGCGGAUUGCGGCCUGGAAGCUGAACGGGUGGGACCACCCGAUGUUCAAGGAGGUCAUCAAGUAUUCGGAGAGCAUGCCGACGAAGCAGCGCAAGGUCGGCAUGGGCUACGUGAAGGCGAAGCAGUAUUGGGGGGGUCCGACUGCGCUGAAGGAGGCCAUCGAGAGCAAGGAGUGCGUCUUCAAGAAGAUCGACGGCAGGGAUUGGCAUUUCGAUUCCGCGAUCUUGGCAGACCUGACGAAGGAGCUGAAGGGCGACAAGGAGCUGCAGAGGUUCACGGGCGAUGCGAUUGCGGGCUUUUACUUGGGCGGCGACGCCGAGCUCUCGGAUGACAUGAUGAGGGGGCUCGAUGACGACGCGCGCCGCAGCCAGCAGCGCAAUCGCAAUCCUGAUGACGACGACGCCGAGAAGAGGGACUUCGACGCGGCGGUGGAUCGGGCCCGCAACGCGCUCAAGAACACGCAGGGCCUUCGCAACAAGAGCACCGAGCUCGAGGGGGACGCCAACGCGGGCUCGGCCGCCCGCAAGAGCAACGUCAAGAAAACCAUCGAGAAGGGCAAGGAGAUCGACGAGUUGAUCAAGGGGUACCAGGACCUCGCCAGGACCAAAGCUCUCCCAGGCCUUCGCAAGACGACGGCGGAGUGCAACCGCAAGAAGUUCAGGGCGGACAGCAAGAUCGGGAACAAGAUCGUGGCGAUGAUCCUUGCGGUCCAGGAGCUGGGCGAUUGA